Messenger RNA from Dendrobium catenatum, 529 nucleotides. RefSeq lists its product as uncharacterized. NCBI's taxonomy places the organism in Eukaryota, Viridiplantae, Streptophyta, Magnoliopsida, Asparagales, Orchidaceae. The transcript has 3 exons. Bases 1 to 471 code for a protein of 156 amino acids. The record is from RefSeq and is a predicted model, not a curated record.
AUGCAACUAAAGAACAUAUUAAAUAAACAGCAACAGAUACAGCAGCAUGAAAAGCCUGAUGCGGAGAACAUCAGCGUCCAGAGAGACUUGCACGCAAUUAGGCACACAUUAAUUGCCCGCGCCUGGCUUUGUCCAUUACUGCUACUCUAUAAGAAGAAGGCCAUUAGGCAUUUCUAUCUAAACCUUUGCUCUUUCAGCUUCUCUCACUGUCUCUACAACUUUCCAAUGGCCAGAGCAAGGUUAAUGAUCAUGGUAGUUUUCUUGCUUCUGCUGCUUGAGAUGGAAAUGUUUACAGGAUCAUUGACGACAGGAGUGGAGGCAAUAGAUUGCCCAUCAAACUGUGCGAGGCGAUGCAGCAAAGCAAGACAUAAUGUGUGCAAUAGAGCCUGCCUUGCGUGUGCCACCAUUGUAAUUGUGUGCCACCUGGAACUUCUGGCAAUAAGGAAGUAUGCCCCUGCUAUGCUAACUUGAAGAACCGUAAGGGCCGCCCUAAGUGCCCUUGAUUAGUUGCUUCAACUAUAUGAGCCAC